ACUCGCUGUGCCAUGAAGGAGAAAAGCAAAAACGCUGCUCGGUCUCGGCGGGAAAAAGAGAACGCCGAGUUCCUGGAGCUGGCCAAACUGCUGCCCCUGCCGAGCGCCAUCACAUCACAGCUAGAUAAGGCUUCCAUCAUUAGAUUAACUACCUCGUACCUGAAAAUGCGCCAGGUGUUUCCCGAAGGCCUGGGGGAUGCUUGGGGCUCGCAGCAUGUGCCGAGCAAUCCCCGUGAUUUGGCCAUCAAAGAGCUCGGCUCUCAUCUGCUGCAAACGCUGGAUGGGUUCAUUUUCGUAGUGGCACCCGACGGCAAGAUAAUGUACAUCUCGGAGACGGCGUCAGUGCACUUAGGCCUCAGCCAGGUAGAGUUGACGGGAAACUCCAUCUACGAGUACAUCCACAACUACGACCAGGACGAGAUGACGUCGGUGUUAUCGUUGCAGCCCAACAUGUUUGCAUCCUCGACACCACCACCUCAACCAGCACAGCCACCGGCAGCAACCGUUACGGUUCAGUUCCUUGCUCAGCACCAUUCUAUGGGCAGCCCACCGCCCACCAUAGCAGUCGUUAGUCAAGGACAACCAUCGGAGUCACCUCCUCAAAACACCAACGGUGCACCCUCCUUAUCCCCUACGGUAUCAAUCCAUCCGCCACCAGUGCAACCGCACCUUGGUCCACCUCCUCAUGUUCCUCCAGGUCUUUCACCUUCGACCGGACAAAUACCUCCUCCCCAUCUAACAGCGAACGUACCUCCUCCAUCCGGACACCACCUUCAAACUACCGCCGGUGUAACACCUUCUCAUCAUCACCAUCACCCGUCGCAGCAUCACCACCAUCAUCACCAUCACCAUCACCACCACUUCAACCAGCAUCAGCAGUCGCAAACAAUCGAAAUCGAGCGGACGUUCUUCCUGCGGAUGAAAUGCGUGCUAGCGAAGCGAAACGCCGGUCUCACCAAUGCCGGUUACAAGGUCAUUCACUGUUCCGGAUAUCUAAAGGCUCGAAUAUACCCGGGAGAUUCGACGUACGGCGAUGGGCAUAGUUGCAUCCAAAACCUGGGGCUAGUUGCCGUUGGCCAUUCGCUGCCACCGUCGGCAAUCACCGAAAUCAAACUGCAUCAGAGUAUGUUCAUGUUCCGUGCCAGCAUGGAUCUGAAGCUGAUCUUUCUCGACCAAGGAGUACUGCAGUUGAUUGGUUACGAGCCGCAGGAAUUGAUUGAGAAAACACUAUACCAGUAUAUUCAUGCAUCCGACAUCCUGCACAUGCGAUAUUCUCACCAAAUACUGAUGUACAAGGGACAAGUGACGACAAAAUACUAUCGAUUCCUGACAAAGGGCGGCGGUUGGGCGUGGGUGCAAUCGUAUGCCACCGUCGUGCACAAUAACCGGUCUUCCCGGCCGCUCUGCAUCGUCAGCGUGAAUUAUGUGUUAAGUGAUCGAGAGGCACGCGAUCUACUUUUGAACGAGCUGCAGGGAUCUAUGAUUCCAAAGCCUGAAAGUCAAACACCGAUCGCUACACCAGCUACUGUAGCGGCUUCGGUGACACCGAUUUCACCGCCUCAACAUAUACCAAUGCAAUUGGCACAACAGCAACAUUCUGCAGUCGGACAGCAGACUCUACAACAACAGGCUCCAAUUCUGCCACCGCACAAUCCAUUGCUGGUGAAAGAAAUGUCCAACUAUCUGCAACUACACCAAUUCGAUGACGAAAACAGUCUUCAACAGAUGGUUCAAAACAAUGCCGCCAUGCACCAACAGCACUACCCCUCUCAGGCCAGCAGUCAGGAUUUCGAACACCAAUACAACAGUCAGGGUACUUUUAUAGUGGACUCAAACCAGUCCAUGUCUCAAGGAACAUCCAAUGAAUUUCUAGAGUCCUAUUAUGACCAGUUCUGUCAAACGUACGAUCCACAAGCAGAGAGUUCUAACAUUCUUCGGCCAUUUUCCGCAAGCUCUAAUAGUUGUAGUAGCUCAGACGGUGAAGCUCAUCUGAAUGCCACGUACAUCCCAACUACGGGGUUGAUACAACACCAGCAUCAAAAUCCGUUCGACGAGCUGAAUCAGCAAUUUGGUCUGAACUGUUUCAGCACCAACAGCAACAAUAAUAUCAAUAAUGGCGCACCUGCUAAUGGCCAUCUGAAUGGCCACAAUCACAACCUACACCAUCCGCAUGGUGUUGGGGGCACAACAGCGGAAACUGGCGCCAGCAGUACGACUCAUAAUAACAAUAACAACAAUCAUGACAAUGGGUUUUUGGAUGACUUCAAAGCUGGCCAUCAUCACCAACAGCAGAAUAAUCAUCAUCAUGGUAACAAUGGUCAUCAUAAUCACCACUCACAGCAUCACCACCACAGUCACCACAACGGGCCACAGUACACCAGUGUGAUUGUGGAACCACAAAACUAUCAUCUGCCUGUCACGCAAAAUGAGUUUGUGCAUUAG
Molecule: messenger RNA, 2442 nt
Organism: Sabethes cyaneus
Lineage: Eukaryota; Metazoa; Arthropoda; Insecta; Diptera; Culicidae
Gene: sim
Product: protein single-minded
Exons: 6
Coding region: 13-2442 (809 amino acids)
Biological process (GO): regulation of transcription by RNA polymerase II
Molecular function (GO): DNA-binding transcription factor activity, RNA polymerase II-specific; protein dimerization activity; RNA polymerase II transcription regulatory region sequence-specific DNA binding
Source: RefSeq, a predicted model, not a curated record